UUUUGAAAGUGGAGUCGCCUGCUCCUGCUGCCGCCGCCGCCGUCGCUGUCGUAGCUGCCGCCGCUGCUGCAGGAGGAAGAGCGAGAACGGGGAAGCCCCUGAGUGAAACCCACCAUCCUGCUGGCUCGUCUGCCCGCCCCUCCUUCCUUCUCCCCCGACCCCCGCCCCCGGCCCCCACAGGUGCCAUCCGCCGCCAUCCGCCCUCUCUACCCCCCCAUCCCCAGGUGAGGGGGGUGAGUUCAGGAAGCGGAGACCCCGAGGCACCCGGCAGGGUCACCAUUUGCAGCGCAACAUGGCAGGAGCUGGAGGAGGGAAUGAUAUUCAGUGGUGUUUUUCUCAGGUGAAAGGAGCAGUAGAUGAUGAUGUAGCAGAAGCAGAUAUAAUUUCUACAGUAGAAUUUAAUCAUUCUGGAGAAUUACUAGCAACAGGAGAUAAAGGUGGUAGAGUUGUCAUCUUUCAACAGGAGCAGGAGAACAAAAUCCAGUCUCAUAGCAGAGGAGAAUAUAAUGUUUACAGCACCUUUCAGAGCCAUGAACCAGAGUUUGACUACUUGAAAAGUUUAGAAAUAGAAGAAAAGAUCAACAAAAUUAGGUGGUUACCCCAGAAAAAUGCUGCUCAGUUUUUGUUGUCUACCAAUGAUAAAACUAUAAAACUAUGGAAAAUCAGUGAAAGGGACAAAAGACCAGAAGGGUAUAACUUGAAAGAGGAAGAUGGAAGGUAUAGAGAUCCUACUACAGUCACUACACUACGAGUGCCAGUCUUUAGGCCCAUGGAUCUAAUGGUUGAGGCCAGUCCACGAAGAAUAUUUGCCAAUGCUCAUACAUAUCACAUCAACUCAAUUUCCAUUAAUAGUGAUUAUGAAACAUAUUUAUCUGCAGAUGAUUUGAGGAUUAAUCUUUGGCAUCUGGAAAUUACAGAUAGGAGUUUUAAUAUUGUGGAUAUCAAGCCUGCCAACAUGGAAGAGCUAACAGAGGUGAUUACAGCAGCAGAGUUCCAUCCAAAUAGCUGUAACACGUUUGUAUACAGCAGCAGUAAAGGCACUAUUCGGUUAUGUGACAUGAGGGCAUCUGCCCUCUGUGAUAGGCAUUCUAAACUGUUUGAAGAACCUGAAGAUCCCAGUAAUAGGUCUUUCUUUUCUGAAAUCAUCUCCUCUAUUUCUGAUGUAAAAUUCAGCCAUAGUGGUCGAUAUAUGAUGACUAGAGACUACUUGUCAGUCAAAAUUUGGGACUUAAAUAUGGAAAACAGGCCUGUGGAAACAUAUCAGGUGCAUGAAUACCUCAGAAGUAAACUUUGUUCUCUGUAUGAAAAUGACUGCAUAUUUGACAAAUUUGAAUGUUGUUGGAAUGGUUCUGAUAGUGUUGUCAUGACUGGAUCUUACAAUAAUUUCUUCAGAAUGUUUGACAGGAACACAAAGCGAGACAUAACCCUCGAAGCAUCACGAGAAAACAAUAAACCUCGCACGGUUCUGAAGCCACGCAAAGUCUGUGCAAGUGGCAAGAGAAAGAAGGAUGAAAUAAGUGUUGACAGUCUAGACUUCAACAAGAAAAUACUUCACACCGCCUGGCACCCCAAGGAAAAUAUCAUUGCUGUAGCGACUACAAACAAUCUGUAUAUAUUUCAAGACAAAGUGAAUUAGGGUUGGCAUUCCUAGCAGAAGAGCCCACUUCCUGCUUAGAUGAGAUAGUUGAAUCUAGCAUUUGUACCUAAAAAAGAGAGGUCCAUUGUGGCGCCCCCUUCCAGUGUUUGACAAUGUGCCAUUCGACAACACUUUUUUAUAGCUACAUGGAGAAAGCUCUGUGGGUUCAUCACUGUGGUGUUCUCCAUGUCUGCUAGCCAUUUAGGUAAGGAUAGGGCACUUUUAAUUUAAAUGACUUCUUGCACCAUCUUGCCUAAUGGACUAGAUUGGACUGUGUCAACAUUGAUUUACUCCACUUUUUAUGCCUUCCAUUGUGAUGACGUCAAACACAGUGAAAGCCUCAGUCAUGCUUAUGGGAUUUAAUUGUGUAUCCUCAUUACUGUAUCAUUUGUGGGGUACACCCCGCCACCCUUUUUUAAAUUAAAUACAGCUCAUUCUUACUGUGGCUUGUAGCAUUCCUCCUCUUCUGGCCUCCUGGACUCUUCCCUUCAUGUCUCUUACCCUUGCCCCUCCACCCAGUCUUGGUGGUGGUAUAUUAAAAAAAGAAAGAACGAAAGCACACAAAAUGAGUCAGUUUGGGGUCAGUGGUAAAGGGGGGUAUAUAUUGCGAACAAAUGUUUUAAUAACAGUUGGCUGUAAUCACUCCUUGCCGUGUCUGGCACUGAAAAUAAGGGAAAAAAAACUACUACUGAAUAAAAGUGACAAAGAAUGGUGAAUCUGGUUUUCUUUUUCUUUUUAAUCUACCUCUUUAAGCCAGUAUUUUGUGUCAUAACUUUUGGGCGAAAUGAAAUGAGUUUUCAUUGUUGUUUUGGUAUUUUUGUUAAUUAUUUUUUUAACAAGUGUUCUUUUACAAGGAGUCAGCGAGGUAUUGGUUCUGUAUGAACAUGUUUUGGAUAUAUAUUGGUAUUACUAAGGAUUUCACAGCCUAUAAAUGCUAUUAGAGAUUUUUUUUUUUUUACUGUGGUUUUAAGGGUAUUGGAUCUGUUGUAUCUACACUUAUCUGUUAAUGAAAUUGUAAAUAGGAACCAAAUUUGUAGCUUCAUUUUAAAAGACUUUUUACAUUACCUAAUUUCAUUUUUGCCUUACUAAAUACUAAGACGAAGACUUAACAAGUAAAAACCUUUUUUUGACAUUCAAUCAUAAAACAUAACACAAAACUAUCCUCAAGUGAUUAUAGUAGAUAAAAUUGACAUUGCACUAAAUAUUUUUUUUGUAUCUUACUGAUAUCAAAUCUGAAUGAAAUGUACUUUGUCACAGAUGUUUUUUUCUCUAUUUUUGGUUUUCCAAAGCUAUUAAUAUUAAAGACAAACUUUAAAGUUACAGUGUUCGAAAAGUGCUUAAUGGACUCCAACAGCUGCCUCAAAAGUUUAGUAAUCUGUAUAUGACUACAUUUCCCUAAGUGGUGAUACCUUAUCCAAAGAUGAAGAGUACCCCUAUUUUAUAUAGGUAGAAUGUACCUUUGUCAAUCUUGAAGAAGCUUUAAUGGAGAACAAAUGGACUUUAUUUUUAAAAGAUAAAUUGAGUAGGCAUUUAUAUUAUUAAAGAAUAGUAGUAUGCUUUGCUUGAGCAGUAAUAUAACCUUGAAUUUUAGAGGACUCAGUGCUUCUAUAUAUGUCCACUACCUAUUGUUCUAUUCUCAUCAAUGAAAAAUGAUUAAGCAAUUUGACCAUAACUCCCUCUACACUUAUAUAAAUAUUAUGUCUUGUAAGUUAACAUUUUUAGCACACAGGAGGAAUUUUAUGUAAUAAAAUUACUGUAUCUUUUGGACUUAACAAAUUUGAAUUUGUAUUUAAAUACAUUGAUUAUAUGUCUGAUCAUUCUUAAAAUAAUGGCACUUUUACUAAUUUAUUUGGGGAUCUUGGGUGCAUUCGUAAUUUGUGUUGCUGGUUUUUCACACUUGGAAGUGGGCUAUUCUCCUGCCACCAGUAUCAAACACUGUUACUCUGUCUCUGAGCACGCAAUUUUCCAGAUCUUUUUGGAAGAUUGUUUCCCUAAAGUUUGGGUGUAGAUCUUGAGAUAAAACGUCAAACAGCUCUUGGAAUUUUUUAAAUUUAGCAGUAGCUAUAAUGAUUCUCAUUCAUGACACUAAAGGUUAGUUUUUUUAUAUUUAAGGGAAACAUUGCUAAAAUUAAAAUGCCUCUAUAAAGGAAUGCUAUAUUAUAAAUUAUUGUAACAAUAUUCUUAACUAUCAAUUUUUAAUUUCUUCGGUGUAGCAAACUAUAAGCCCAGCCACUCAUGGUCAUGGUUAAUCUUUUUAUUAAUAAAAAUUAUAUACUUAGAAUAAACUUAGUCUUGUCAA
Molecule: messenger RNA, 3935 nt
Organism: Eptesicus fuscus (big brown bat)
Lineage: Eukaryota; Metazoa; Chordata; Mammalia; Chiroptera; Vespertilionidae
Gene: PPP2R2A
Product: protein phosphatase 2 regulatory subunit Balpha
Exons: 10
Coding region: 293-1636 (447 amino acids)
Biological process (GO): peptidyl-serine dephosphorylation
Cellular component (GO): cytosol; protein phosphatase type 2A complex
Molecular function (GO): protein binding; protein phosphatase regulator activity
Source: RefSeq, a predicted model, not a curated record